Neomonachus schauinslandi (Hawaiian monk seal) is the source of this 1577-nucleotide messenger RNA. It is a transcript of the gene MYBPH, whose product is annotated as myosin binding protein H. Gene Ontology annotation, molecular function: protein binding. The record is from RefSeq and is a predicted model, not a curated record. The transcript has 11 exons. NCBI's taxonomy places the organism in Eukaryota, Metazoa, Chordata, Mammalia, Carnivora, Phocidae. Bases 78 to 1577 code for a protein of 499 amino acids.
UGUGCCCUCCUCCCCUCCGGGCACCAACUCCCUGGCUGCUGAGAUCCAGCCGGAGUGACGGACGAGCCAGCCCCGCAAUGACAGGGAAAGCCGCCUCGGAGGCCCCCGCCUGUGGUCCGGAGGAGACCGCCUCUGAGCCGGCCAAGGCGCCCACCACCGAGCCCUCUGGAGAAGUGGCAGCAUUGGCGUCCACCGGGGAAGAGCGGGCUCCCACGCCACAGGAGCCUGCCCCCACAGCCCCUGCGGCCCCCGCAGCCACUAAACCUGCCCCUGCAAGUGAAGAUGUGCCCAGUGCCCCACUGCAGCUGGCCUUGGAGGAUGUGAGCGACAGCUCGGUGACCGUGAGCUGGGAGCCACCGGAGAGGCUAGGGAGGCUGGGGCUCCAGGGCUAUGUGCUGGAGCUCUGCAGAGAAGGAGGCUCGGAGUGGGUGCCCGUGAACGCCCGGCCCCUGAUGGUGACCCAGCUGACCAUGCGGAACCUGGCUCUGGAGGACAAGUUCUUCCUGCGUGUGGCUGCAGUGAGCUCUGCGGGGGCUGGCCCACCAGCUGUGCUACAACAGCCUGUCCACAUCCAGAAGAUCAUCGAGGCCCCCAAGAUCCGAGUCCCCCGCCACCUUCGUCAGACCUACAUCCGCCAGGUGGGAGAGCCAGUCAACCUGCAAAUCCCCUUCCAGGGGAGUCCCAAGCCUCAGGCCUCUUGGACCCAUAAUGGCCACGCCCUGGACAGCCAGCGGGUGAACGUGCGCACCGGGGACCAGGACUCCAUCCUCUUCAUCCGCUCGGCCCUGCGCUCCGACUCAGGCUGCUAUGAGCUCACUGUGCGUCUGGAAGGCUUGGAGGCCAAGGCAGCCAUCGACAUCCUGGUGAUUGAGAAACCUGGACCCCCCAGCAGCAUCCGGCUACUGGACGUCUGGGGCUGCAACGCUGCUCUUGAGUGGACACCGCCCCAGGACACAGGCAACACAGAGCUCCUGGGCUACACAGUGCAGAAGGCAGACAAAAAGACAGGGCAAUGGUUCACGGUCCUGGAGCGCUACCACCCGACCACGUGCACCAUCUCUGACCUCAUCGUGGGAAACACCUACUCCUUUCGGGUCUUCUCGGAGAACCAGUGUGGGCUCAGUGCCUCGGCCGCGACCACCAAGGAGCUAGCCCGCAUCCAGAAGGCAGAUAUUGUUGCCAAACCUAAAGGGUUUGUGGAGCGAGACUUCUCAGAAGCCCCCUCAUUUACCCAGCCCCUGGCUGACCACACCUCCACUCCUGGCUAUAGCACUCAGCUCUUCUGCAGUGUCCGAGCAUCGCCCAAGCCCAAGAUCAUCUGGAUGAAAAACAAGAUGAACAUCCAGGGUGACCCCAAAUACCGUGCCCUCUCUGAGCAAGGCAUCUGCACCCUGGAGAUCCGGAAGCCCAGCCCCUUUGAUUCUGGGGUCUACACCUGCAAGGCUGUCAAUGUGUUAGGGGAGGCAUCCGUGGACUGCCGGCUGGAGAUCAAAGGGAAAGACUCGCCCCUCCCCCACUCUGACUGUGGCAUCUCUUCCAGCAUCAGCCACACACUGAAGAGCGACAGGAGGCUGUGA